CGCCGACGGUUGGCCACGUCACGUGACAUGGGUCGGAAGAUGGCGUCUCCCACAGACGAUUUGGAAGCAUCUUUGCUAAGUUUUGAAAAACUUGACCGUGCCUCACCAGAUCUUUGGCCAGAACAAUUACCAGGUGUUGCUGAAUUUGCAGCUUCCUUCAAAAGUCCUAUUACUAGCUCUCCACCCAAAUGGAUGGCUGAAAUAGAACGGGAUGACAUUGACAUGUUGAAAGAACUGGGAAGUCUCACCACAGCUAAUUUGAUGGAGAAGGUACGAGGCCUACAGAACCUGGCCUAUCAACUGGGGCUGGAUGAGUGGUACAACAAGAGAUUCUACAGAACUUCAUGGAGCAUGAAAUUAACAAAGUUAAGUUCAGAUUUUGUAAGUGCUAUAAAGGAAGUAAGUGGGUUGAUGUGAAAGAGAGUAACUGAAAAGGGUGCACUUUAGUUAGGAUGGUUGGGGAAGGCCUUUUAAGAGGGGACAUUUGAGCUGAGACAAGAAGGAUAAAAAAGAUUAAUACCACUAUUUAUUGACUUCCCUGAUCUAUGCCAGAUAGCAUGAAGAAUUUUCUUUCUCUCUCUCUCUCUUUUUUUUUUUUUUAAAUAUGUUACCUUGUUUAGUCUCACAAGGCUGCGAAGUCUUUUACAGUUCCAUUUUACAGCCGAGGAAACUGAGGCUCAGGAAGGUAAAUUACUUGCUCAUGGUCUUGAGGUCUGGAGUUUGAAACAAAUUGAGGCCUAACUCCAAAGCCAGAUAGAUAAAUCCUUUUCACUGUAUUGCAUUGACUUUCUUAACCAGGGAGGAAGGCAGAGAAUAUUGAGUUAAUAGAGUAAAUGGUUUAGACUCUUGUUUUAACCUGGCAGAAAUAAUUACAUAUUUGGGUUUUUUUUUUCUUUUAAAGCACUGUUCAUAUUUAUUACUAGAUGAUUACAAAUUGGAAAUAUAGAUACUUUAUAAGCUUGUUGUAUAUGACAAUAGAAACUGGGGGCAGUGGCACACACCUGUAAAUCCUAGCAACUUGGAGGUUGCUACAGGAGGCUGUCCUCAAACUUGCAAUCCUUCUGCCCCAGCCUCCUUAGUCUAUUUCUAGCCUUUUAAGAGUAUGUGCCUUUUUGGGCUGGGGAUAUAGCUCAGUUAGUAGAGUACAUGCACAAGGUCCUGGGUUCAAUCCCCAGCACCAAAAAAAAAAAAAAAAAAGUGCAUUCUAAGAAAUCUUUAUUUAUUUUGCAAAUAUUUGUUAAAUUCUGUAUGUGAGGUACUUUACAAAUGUCUGUUGAAUUAACUUUAGUAAAUGAUAUAACUAAACAUUGUACUGGGUUCUGUAAAUACCCAUAAAGUUAAUAUUAAGGGGAAUCUUUUUUCCUUAUACCACACUUAUUAAGUACUUCAAUGUAUUUAAAUGUAUUUUAAGUCUCAUAUAACCCGAAAGGUAAAUAUUGGCCCCCAUUUUACAGAUGAAGGAUCUGAGGCACAGAGAGGCUACAUAAUUUACCUGAGAUUUCCAUCUAAUCAGCAGUGGAUUUUGACCUAAAGUUUACAUCCUACACAAGCAAAGGUUUUCUAUCAUAAAUAUCAAAAAUCUCAUGUCAAACAAGAAAAUAGUUUACAGAGAAAUAUUAUUAUAUUCUUUUUUACUAGCAUUUUAAAUUAAAUCCAGAAUAUUGUCUAAUGAACCAUAUGUGAAGAUUCACAGACAUUUUCUUUGGUGUCUUAAACUAAACUGUCACUGGAGGGGGUCUGAAGAGGGAGACAUCAACUCGGGACAACAGGGUCCUUGAUGUGUGUGACAGAAAAGAAUUUCAGCAUGUAUUAGCUAUUGAGACAUAGAUUUAUUUGGGAAAGAAAGGGAGUGCACAUUCAAAGGAGAGUGCUGGCUAUCUUGAAGAAUGAGAAGCACUCUUGGGAUCUCAGCUCCUUCUUUUAAAGGAGACUAGGGGAGGGUAACACGGGAAGGUAUGUGGGGAUCCCCUCAGUUUGGUGGUCACAAGAUUGUUUAUGGUGGUGUGGCAGUUCUCAGGGUCCUAAGGUUGAUGUCUUCUUCAUUAUCUAAUCAAUGGAUGAUGCUGGGAAAGUACCCUAUAUUAUAGCUUUCUAGGAAAGUCUCCUAUUAUACAGGUUACUUUUCUAAAUGUAUCCUUUUAUAUGUAUUAGUGGGCCAAUUAACAGUGUACAGGGCAAUUUUCAUAAAUAGGUGAAUUUCUAGUGCAAGUAAAGAUUUAUAAAUUUUCCAGAAAUUUGGGGAUGUCAUGCCAGGGAAAGAUAACUGGCUAGGGGAGAGAAGGUAUGAAGAAACUGAGCACAAAGCUUUCAUAUUAAAGUAGUCUUUCUUCCUUUUGUCUCCUUUCUAUUUUUUUAAUUUUUUCUCUGUACUACCUCGGAACUAGCUGCAGUUAAAACCCAGGUUCUAAUUUCAUAAACAAGGCUACCCUUAACAAUAUUAAAAUAAAAUGAUAUUAUAACCUGUCUCAGAGAAAAAUUCUCCAGUAACCAUAGGCAUGCUUGUGGCAUGAAGACAGCAUCUUAAAUCUCUAUGCAAGUCAUACACAAAGUGUUAUUGCGAUGGAAAAAUAGUGGCGUGAAUAAUACCUGCUCACAGCCUAAGACACUUGAUGUAUCUUGGGCCUCAGUGUUGAAUUUUGCAAUUUCAUGAGUAAGAUUUGUAUUUUAAGUUCUGUAUUUCUGUGCAUUCCACUUGAUGUCAAAUCUGUAUUCUUAGGUUGUAGGGUUCCAUUAAAAAAAUAAAUAAUCUCAGCCCCUCCUUCCUCCCCCCUACCCCCACACUCAUUUUGUAUAAUAUGGUAAUGAUAUCACCGUAGCAGUAAUUACGGGUCAUCUUCAUUUCUUUCAUCUCUGCCUGUUCUGAUGGCUUCAUUCCUUUGACGGAAAAGAUUUGGCUCUGGGUGCUAUGAUUAUUUUGUUAAGCGUUAUUCGAAUAGACAGGAGUGAGAGAAAUUAAUCAAUCCAAAUGCAAUUAGCAUCAUGUUUAACCCAGUGAUGGACGUCUCAAGGUGAAACAGCCAGGGGAGUUUCAGACAUUAUUAUUCAAUCCAGUGGUUCUUAUCUAAAUUAUAAUCAAGAGAGGUUUUUAUUGGCUUCUCAGUGUGAAGAUGUAACUCUUUCCCUGCCCUGGGGGUCAAGAAGGUUGGUCCUUCAUUCUCCCUGGACUCAAGCUGCUGCCAGCCCCUGGAAGUGGAAUGGACCAAGAAGGAAAGUUGUCUUAAUAUCCUCUGAAAUGAUUGUAUUGAGAGUAGAAUCUGGCUUCUGGAUAAUCUUCUAAUGUGGGGCAAAAUGUUUCAUAUAAAGUCACUUUGACUAGCUUUUAUAUCUUAAUCUUACCUGAUAGAUUACUAUUAUUAUUCUCACUUUAUGGAUCAGGGUAUUAAGACUUUGUGAAGUUGCUAACCUUUGGUCUUAAGUGUUUCACCAGGAUGUGAUACUAUGUAGAGGCCCUGAAGCAUGAAUGUUCUGCACAGAUUUAUGCGUACUGAAUAAAACUUCUAGCCCACAGAGCAUUAAUACAUUGCUUUGAUCUCAUUGUCUUUCACUCAAUUGAGUUUUACCCUCGAAAAAGGAACCAAAUUGAGACUCUGAAACAGGCCCCCAAGGCCCUCCAAAAGGGAAACAAAAUACAAAUAAGCUUUUAGCUCUUAUUUCUUGAACACAGAUCUUUGAAGUUUUUUGUUAUUUUGAUUUGUAUUUUAGUAGGCAGAAGGAUGAUAAGAAAGAUUACAUAUUUGAAAUCUAGUCUUGUUUUACUCUUAAAAGAGGGAAGGGCAAGGAGAGUUGAUGGAGAAACACAGGCUUUCUCCUGAAUACAGCAUUUUUCAAAUGCCUCACAAUUAAGAUUCCUCUACUUCUGCCUUCAAUCUUCAGGCAUCAUGGCUGACACUUCCCAUAUUUUACGUUCCUGCUUGAUGCUUUGUAUUCUGAAAAUAAUUCUGUUGGCUGGAUAUUCUGUCCUUUUUUUUUCUGUUAUGAAAAGCCAUUAAAAUUAUUUUCCAUAUUGGAACUGUCCACAUUUGUUUACCUGCACAUUGAGUCCUGAUUUUUCUGUCUAAUACUGCUUCUUGGAUAAAACAUUCUCAGGAAUUGGGCCUUACUGAGAUUUGGAAAUUUUUAAAAAAGGGUUUAAUAUAAAAUUUUCUCUAAAGUUACUGGAGGAACCAGUGUUCUUAGCAACUGUCACAAAGUCAAGACACCCAAUAGAAAGAAUCUGGAAAGUAUGCUCCCAAAAAGAUUUUUUUUUUUUUUUUUUUUGGAAGAAUCCUGAGAAUGAAAUUUUGAUUGUCUGUGAUAGUUUGGUCACAAGAUGAGUAUCCAGGCUUUGCUUUUCUCAGUUGUAUAGUGUCUCAGUCUCCAUUUUGGAAUGUUUAUGCCCAAAGAACUUCAGACCAAAACCUCAGGGCUUGUCUUAGUCACCUUUUUUGCUGCUAUGACUAAAAAACCUGAUCAGAACAAUUGAGGAGGAGGCAAAGUUUAUUUGUGGCCUCAUGGUUUCAGAGGAUCAGUCCAUAAAUAGCCAGCUCCAUUCCACAAGGCUCAGUGUAAGGCUGAACAUCAUGGCAGAAGAGUGUAGCAGAGUGAAGCAGCUCACAUGAUGAUCAGACAGCAGAGAGACAGACUCCUCUCACCAGAUACAAAAUAUGUAUCUCAAAGGUACACCUCAAUGACCCACCUCUUCCAGCCACACCCUACCUGCCUUCAAUCACCACUCAAUUAAUCCCAUCAGGGGAUUAAUUCACUGAUUGGGUUAAGGCUCUCAUGACCCAAUCAUUUCUUUCUCAACCUUCUUACAUUGUCUCAUGCAUGAGCUUUUGGGGGACACCUCACAUUCAAACCAUAACAGGGCUUUUUUUCUGACUUUCAAGUGCCACUUUUAUAUAUUUUAAAGAAAAGCAAGAUUUCCACCAAAGACUCACUUGUGGCCACUUUCCCUAAUGGAUGCUUGAAUGGUCAUUGGACCUUAGUACCUGGUGAGGGCCAUCAAGUAUCCCAAUGCAUUGUGACUCUAAGAGACUCCUCCCCUUCCAGUGGCACUGUGCUCAGUUCCCAGCUCCUUCUGCUUGUGACGGUGGCACCAGCACCAGCUGCUCUCAUAUUGGAGGCAUUCAGAAGUGUUUGGUCCUUGACUUGAAUUAUCAGUCACUUAGUGGUCCUUUCUGGACAGAGAUCUGACAUUGAACUGGAGCUCAGAGAAGAAUUUCAGUCUGGCAGGCUGUCUUGGAACUGCUUUGCUGUUUGCCAGCACUGUCCCAUAGUAUCAGGAAAACUUUCCACUUUUGUGUGGGACAGAAAUCAGCAUUAUAAAUCACAUUGGUUUCUUUUCAUUCUCUAAUGUACCAAAAUACUGUUAACAACUAGCUCACCUCAAAGCAACAUGGCUUUGGGAAUAGUCUGUUUCUACUGAAAGCAUAUCUUUGAAUUUACUUUAAUCUUUCUAAUAUCUUGUACAUAGUGGGCACUCUGUUUUACUGCGCUGAAUAGUCUUUUUAUGCUUCUCUUCUGCACAGCACACAUUGGUGACUGACUGAUUGAUCCCUCUUGUCAUAGCUGCACAGUGCAAUCAAGGACCAAAGGAGUAAUUUUUCAAGAGUCAAAACUAUAAAUAUGGGGCUGGAGUUGUAGCUCAGUGGUAGAGCGCUUGCCUAGCAUGGGUGAGGCACUGAGUUCAAUUCUCAGCACUACAUAUAAAUAAAUAAAAUAAAGGUCCUUUAACAACUUUUAAAAAACUAUAAAUAUAACAAAUGGCAUCAUUUCUAUAAGACAUCUUCUGUGAAGCUAAUUAAAUAAAUUGCCUUUUAGCACAUUGAUAUAAACUAACCAGGAUUUUGUGUGUUUCUUUUGCUUGGGAGUAACUGCCUCUCACUACAGCAGAGUAGUUUUUUGUUUGUUCAUGUUACCUAAUGUUUGUUUAGUUUAGGUAGAAGCAGAUGGUAACAGAUAACUAAGGAUUAAUGAUGUCUGCUGACGAGGAACCUCCUUGAGCACCUAUUUCUCCAGGACUGGGCUAGCCCAUUUGUAGAUCUUUUUUAAAAAAUAAAUAGUCCAGGAAAGGAAUUCAGACAGAAGAGAGUGGUCUUAUUAGUGUGAAGGUGGCAGGGCAGGAUAGUUGCACGGUAUAGUCCAAGAUUAAGAAUACGCCAUUCAGUAAACUAAUGAAAGCUCAUUUUUAACAACAGGGCUUAUCAAUGAGGCAGAUCAAAUUCCAGUUUGAUGGGUGACCGAUUAAUGAAACUGACACACCUGCACAGUUAGAAAUGGAAUUUGAAGAUACCAUUAAUGUGUUCCAACAGCAGACAGGAGAUAUCUGCCAAGAAGGGAACCUGUUAUUUACUCCAGAACUCUGUACCCAUAGACCAAGAAUACAUUUCCUUAGAAAACUACAAGUUGGUCUCAUGUCAUCCUGACAGUGUGGAUUUCUCUAUUCUUUCAUUUUCCCCUUCCUCAUAUGUAAAGGGACAGCACAUACGCACAAACAUACUGCCUUUGUUUUUGUUUUUCAACUAAAUGGCCAUGGUAUGGUUUGAUCAAUUUCAAAUGGAGAUGGAAUGAGAGAAAAAUACUGAUUCUGUGAAAAUAUCCCCUUUCUAGUGACAUGCUUAUUCAGCUAUCUUUAUAGUCCCUUAAGUUAUUUUGUUAUCAUCAUUUAACAGAAAACAGCAAAUCUUCGCAUACCUGUUCCCUCCGAGAAAUCUUAGGUUUUUCAUUCCUCAUUGUAAAAUCAAGGAUAGUUUUAUAACUUUUUUUUUAGAGAGCUGCUAUAUAUAGGACAUUGUCUUUAGGUAUGAUUACUAUAAAAAAAAAAUGAAUCCUAGGGUUGGGAUUGUGGCUCAGCUGUAGAGCGCUCGCCUAGCACAGGCGGGACCCAGGUUCGAUCCUUAGCACCACAUGAAAAUAAAGGCAUUGUAUUAAAAAAAAAAAAAGAAAGAAAGAAAGAAA
This is a messenger RNA of Marmota monax (woodchuck), 6939 nucleotides long. RefSeq names its product lin-52 DREAM MuvB core complex component (gene Lin52). Gene Ontology annotation, cellular component: DRM complex. The transcript is spliced from 6 exons. The coding region runs from base 28 to 417 and encodes 129 amino acids. The record is from RefSeq and is a predicted model, not a curated record. Gene Ontology annotation, biological process: regulation of DNA-templated transcription. Lineage: Eukaryota; Metazoa; Chordata; Mammalia; Rodentia; Sciuridae.